Messenger RNA from Acanthoscelides obtectus, 372 nucleotides. Lineage: Eukaryota; Metazoa; Arthropoda; Insecta; Coleoptera; Chrysomelidae. The record is from the annotation of a GenBank genome assembly.
AUGCAGCCACUGGAUUUGACUGUCUUCAGUUCAAUAAAGAAUGCAUACAAUCGGCAAUGUGAACUCUAUAUGGUUAACAAUCCUGGAAAACGAAUAACCCAAUACGAGGUUGGAGAAUUAUUCACAAAGGCGUACAACGAAACAGCUAACAUAAGCAAGGCCGUCAGUGGAUAUAGGGUGGCUGGAAUUUAUCCUAUUGAUCCGAAUAAAUUCAAAGAAUGCUUCGAAAAUUUAUUACGAAAUGCUUUUGACGUCAGUCAGACUCAAGAAUCAGGAUCUAAAACCGAACCUAGUUUGUCCACAUUGAUCCUAGUGCUAUUCAAACACCUACUCAAAAUGAUACAUCGAUUCCUAGAAUCGAAACUGAUUUAG